CUCCACAGGUCUGUCAAGAAGUCUCUGCCAAAGUUCCUCUCCGCUGUUGUCGUACAUAUUUCAUUGAUGAAUUCCACUUAACAGAUAAUUCAGAGUCAGAUGAUGCCAAGAACAAAUUCAGAUUAAUGCAGAUCCUGUAUUUGACUCUGGUCGAAGCAGUUCUCCAAGCCAUCAAUAUGUAUAAAGAGUCUGCAAGUGUGCAGCAGGCAAAGAAUACAGCUUUAAAUGUCAUCAAGGAAUCAAGUGUCCUGUUGAAAAGUGAUGUUCUUGGAAACUACCUCAGAAUAAGUAAAAAUAUUGAAUUUGUGUUGGAGGACAUUAACACCAAGUCAAGCCAAAAGAAUCCCUUCGUGGACAAAGAUGGUCAAUACAGGCUCCGGUCCACUAUUAAAUGGAUACAGAUGAGUAUUUGGAAUAUCCCUGAUUGUGGUGGACAGAACAGUUCCAGUGUUGGUUCCCUGACUUUUGGAGAGACAUUCCUUGUCUCAGCUCUUCUCUUCUCUGAUGAGGAUUCCCUGACCACUAAAUCUACAGAGGUACAAGUAUUGACUGCUCAAAUACCAAGAUAUCAUUGCUGGACAAAUGUUCCGAUCCAAGACAACAUAUCACACAUUGGUGACUGCCUCAAGCUGACCGACAUGUUGGGAGAUGCAGUGUGUGACGGCAACAGUAUUAAAGUGGUGGACACUGACACAGUGUGGGACGUAGUAAGAACUGGACAUCUCUUUGUACAACAACAUGGUCUGGUUGUCCAUUUAACUGGUCAGAAUCCUGUUAUUGUCCCAAACUCUGGGAUUACCAGUCUGGACAUCUACUAUGAGGACUCAAGUAGCUCUGUAGUUGUCGUGUUGCUCAACCUAACAGCAACCAGCUGCCCACAUAAAUUACUGGUUCCUUCUCUCAACGACCGCAGAACACUGAUAUUGUUAUUCCAACCAAAGACGAAGGCCAACAAAACUCUCUAUGCUAAGUUGCUGCCACACUGGAAGGAUGGAACCAUUCCACUUGUCUACCUGAAGCAGCUUCCAAGCCACAUAGCAAAGUUGUGUAACUCCAAACUGACCUCUUCAUUGGAAGUAGCUGCAAAUCAGAAGAUGGUGUGGACACUGGAACAAGCAAAUAACCAUCUCCAUGGACUGGACAUUUUCCUGCACCAUUUAUUGGUCAGUAACAGCCACAUACAACAACCGAUCGUCACUGACCUGGGGAGAAUUCUACUGACAGGGUCCAGCCCAUUGCCUACUACUACUACUGGCACUGAAGAUAACAAACACAGGGUUGUGGUCACUAUACUGGCUGGAAUCAGAGGAAGUUAUAAAGAGAGUUUCUGCAAAGUCUUCACUGGACUGGCCAAAGACUAUAACAGUUGGAUAAUCUUUCAGCAACCGAUCAGGAAUGCAGAAGAGUUUGAUGCAAAGAAGUUGCAGCACCAGCUCUCUUGCAGUCUGCAAAAUCAAUCCCAGCAGGUCCGGAGAUCCGCCAGCGGAGGCAGAAAAUCCAUGCGAAUCAUUGUUGUUGUUCCUGGUUAUACUGAAAUCAUUGAUGUGGUCCGAGCUGUCCACUCACAUCCAGACCGCAACAUUGCUGCACAGAUGGACAUCGGUGCUGUCACAGUUUGUGUGAAUCCUGACAACAGUUUUCUGGAGAACAGAUUCAUGUUUCCUACACUGUGGAACCAAUGUCUGGAAGGUUGGGUCAAUAACAUCCUGUUUAUUGCUUCCAAGAAGUCUGAGAAGAACCUCCAUCUCAUCAAGAAGAUAGAACAAUUGGUGAAGAAGAAGAACCACCAAGUCAACAUCCUCACCGUUUUUGAUGGUCAACUAAACAUGAGUUCCGAUAUUGAUCUGAUCCUUUCAGAAAAUAGCUUCAACACUGAAGAACUGAUCAGAUCCAGACACCUGAUAACUCCGAAUUGGAUGGACCCUCAGACAUCGAAAACACAAUAUUCUGCUGCUGUCCCUGUGAUGGAUGUGAAACUGGUGUUUGACAAGCAAUUGGAUAAAACUUUGUUCAUACAGAGAUUAACAGGUCUGAAAGAACAGUUGGUAGGAUAUCCUUUCCACGGCAACAUCUACCAUGUGCGAGGGCAAGUUCAAUUCCUAAAAGAAAAAUCUAUGUGUGAGCUCCAAUACAUAACACUGUCCACUCAACUGAUCAUCGACAAGGUGACCCUACAGCCACAGCCCCCUGGUCAGAAGCUUCAAUCACAGCAAAACUCCUUCCUUGUCUUCUCUGGUUGUCAUCUCAACAAAGACGAACUGAAGACAUGGCUGAAGACCUGCCUUAAAAAGAUUGGUAGCCAAAAACCACUUAUUGACCGUCACCAGCUGUCAAACAAACUUGUCCGGUUGAUUCAGAAACGCCAUAGUGUUGACCAGUUACCUCCUGGCUGGUUCUUCAAUGGUCAGUCUUAUGUGAGCCUCACAGGGGAACGUUCACCCACUCACCCUAAUCUUGGCCAAUUCCUUGACCACUACACUGCAACUAAGAAUUCUGAAAUUACAAAUUAUAACAAAAAAAUUGAGAAACAAAAUCAGGAAAAUGUUCUUCAGUUUUUUGAAGAAGACUAAAUAAUGAGGGGAGGGGCAUUUUUCUGAUUGCACUCAUAAACAGAUUGUGGCUGCUUCCAGUCCCAUUAUACCUGGUCAUAGUCUCACUUUACACUACAACCAGUUCAACUCCAGCAGUGCACACUGAGGGUGGCUACCUUACAGAAAAGCCAUACAAUAGUGACACCACAUGUUAAGGGUGACUGCCCUUAAUCCAUACAGCAGUAAUACAGCUGAAGGGUAAGUUACCUGAAGUUAACCCGUAAAUAUCAAUGUUUAUCCCAUCUGUUACAAAACCUUUCGUGAAAUAAAAGAACAAAACAUUU
Messenger RNA from Octopus bimaculoides (California two-spot octopus), 2875 nucleotides. Its product is annotated as dynein axonemal assembly factor 9. The record is from RefSeq and is a predicted model, not a curated record. Lineage: Eukaryota; Metazoa; Mollusca; Cephalopoda; Octopoda; Octopodidae.